UCUCUCUCUCUCUCUCUCUCUCUCUCUCUCUCUCUCUCUCUCAGGGUGAGAAAGGAGGUCGUGGUGAACCAGGUAUUCCUGGAGUGGGCAGUGGGGCUGCAGUUAAAGGAGAAAAAGGUGAACUGGGACGUCUCGGGCCUGCAGGACCUCCAGGACCCACUGGAUUGACAGGACUGAAAGGAGCCAAAGGAGAAACUGGAGAGGGUGUAAAGGGCAGUGCAGGACUUCAAGGGCCACCAGGAGAGCCGGGUGACAGGGGUCCCAGAGGUCCUCCUGGUGAAAUCGGCAGCAAGGGAGAUCGUGGACAGAGUGGAGAGCCCGGGUCACAGGGUGACAGGGGUGACAGAGGGCCACCUGGUCCAGCAGGGGAUAAGGGUGAUAUUGGUAGACCGGGACUCUCAGGAUCCCCAGGGCUAAGGGGUUUGCCAGGUACAAAUGGACUUCCAGGUGAAAAGGGAGCCCCAGGAGCGAAAGGCGAACCGGGUGACGGCUCAGGUUCACUAGGAAGGAAAGGAGAGAAGGGUGAGCCUGGAGCUGCAGGUCCUGAGGGUUCUGCAGGUGAUAAAGGAGAUCCAGGACAGAAAGGAGAUCGGGGUCUUCCUGGAGUAGGACUACCAGGUCAGCUUGGACCUAAGGGCGAGCAGGGUGAUCGGGGUCUUUCUGGACUUGCUGGAAGAGCUGGACCAAAGGGAAACCAGGGUGAACCAGGAGAGAGAGGAGAGCAGGGAAGUCCUGGACCUGCAGGGCCGCCUGGACUCCGAGGGAAAGACGGGCUAAAAGGUGACAAAGGAGAAGAUGGCGUUCCGGGGGAGUCCGGUUUGCCCGGGAAGCCAGGAGAGCGUGGACUGAGGGGUCUUUCAGGCCAAGCAGGUCAACCAGGAGAAAAGGGAGACAUGGGGGAUCCUGGAGAGCAUGGACGAAAUGGAUCUCCUGGGGCUGUGGGACCACGAGGACAAAAAGGAGAUCAGGGCAUCCAAGGUCCCCCAGGGCCUCCUGGAGAUGUGGCAGAGGGACAGACACUUCUCAAGGGAGAAAGAGGAGAAAAGGGAGAGCCCGGAGACGCUGGGAAAGAUGGUAGUAAAGGUCAGCAAGGAGAAGCAGGAAUCCCAGGCACACCAGGAUUACGGGGACCUGAGGGUCAGCGUGGACCAGUAGGAGCAAGAGGAGAUCCAGGAGAGAGAGGAAGUCCUGGAGAAAAGGGAGAAAGAGGAGCUGCUGGUUUGGAUGGACGUCCUGGUCAAGAUGGGAAACCCGGACCACCUGGACCUUCCGGUUUAAGGGGUGAUCCUGGCAAAACAGGGGAACCUGGCAGAGAUGGAUUAGCAGGACUCAGAGGACCUCAGGGGCCUCCAGGGCCUGUAGGACCUCCAGGAGCUGCAGGAAUAUCUGGUAAACCAGGAGAAGAUGGAAAACCUGGAUCUUCAGGAAAACCUGGUGAAGACGGCGUCCCCGGUGAGGACGGCAGAAAGGGCGAUAAAGGAGAAUCAGGACCUGCAGGAAAAAAUGGUCAGGAUGGGCUGAAAGGGGAUCGGGGAAUCGCAGGACCUUCUGGACCCACUGGACCUCCUGGACAACCAGGGGUUCCUGGGAACAUCGGACCUCCAGGGCAGGUGAUAUAUGUAAAAGGGGCUGAUGUAUCACCUAUCCCAGGACCCCGAGGACCACCAGGACCUCCUGGAAUACCUGGGGUUUCAGGAGACACAGGAGCUAGGGGUGAAAGAGGACCACAAGGAGUAAAAGGAGAUCAGGGAGAUCCAGGAGAAGAUGGCUCACCCGGUAAACCAGGGACUCCAGUGGAUGUGAAGAGAGCACUUUCAGAUUUUGGCAUUGAGGUCAGGGAUCUACAGGCGGUGAUGGAAAAUAAAGAUGUCCUGAUGAGGGAAAUAGUAGAACGAACAAAUAAAGGAGCAAAAGGAGAUAAAGGAGAUUUAGGACCCCAAGGCCCCACUGGUUCAGAUGGUGCUCGAGGAUUUCCAGGGGAGCGAGGAGUAAAAGGUGAUAAAGGAGACACGGGACCUCCUGGUCUCCAGGGUCCUACAGGCAGGGCUAUUGGAGAAAGAGGCCCAGAAGGUCCUCCUGGACAGGCAGGUGAGCCUGGCAAACCAGGAAUACCUGGAGUACCGGGAAGAGCUGGAGAAUUAGGAGAGUCUGGUAAACCUGGAGAUAAGGGAGAGAGAGGAGAGAGAGGAGAAAAAGGGGAGACGGGUAAAUCUGGGAUAAAUGGUGUUGCGGGACCUCCUGGACCUAAGGGUGACUCCAUAGUUCAAUCUGUUCCUGGUCCACGGGGUCUACCAGGCCCUCAAGGUAUUAAAGGAGAAGAGGGUGUACAAGGACCUCCUGGACCUAAAGGAGAGCGGGGAGUUUCAGGUUUCCGUGGAGAGAAGGGCGAUAGGGGAGAAGUAGGGGAAAAGGGCAGAGAUGGCCUCCCUGGUUUAGCAGGAGAACCUGGGAAACCUGGACUGGAUGGAAAGCCGGGCUUGCCUGGGUUCCCAGGAGUGCUGGGCAGACCGGGGAACUCUGGAGGGCCAGGGAUUCAAGGACCACCUGGACAAGUGGGUCCUGUAGGACCUCCAGGACCACCAGGUGUGAAGGGUGACCAUGGAGAGGCAGGAGUAGGAAUUCAAGGUCCUCCGGGACCACAAGGCAUCCGAGGAUUGCCCGGACUUACAGGCACACCAGGAGCUAUAGGGCCACAAGGACCGGCAGGCCUCCCAGGACAAACGGGAGAAGGAGGAAAGCCUGGGGUUCCUGGAAGAGAUGGCAUACCUGGAAAGGAAGGAACACCAGGCUUACCAGGAAAACAGGGUAUAGCAGGACCGGUCGGACCUUUAGGCCCGAAAGGCGAGCAAGGAGACACCGGGCCACCUGGAAAAUCAGUAGCUGGACCCCCUGGAGUGAAGGGAGAGCGGGGUCCUACUGGUGAUACACUGCCUGGAGUAGCAGGAGAGAGAGGUUUACCUGGACCGCAGGGUAUUAAAGGAGAUAAGGGACCAGCUGGAAUCAAAGGUGACCGAGGUACAAGCGGUGACCCGGGUGAGCCUGGUGAAAGUGGACAAAGAGGACCUCUAGGACCUAAAGGAGCCAAAGGUGAAGCGGGUGUCGGAAUGGUAGGCCCUCCAGGGCAGACUGGACCUGCAGGCUUAAAGGGUGAUCCUGGUCUUCCAGGCCCUUCAGGCCCACCUGGACCUCUGGGAACAUCAGGAACACCAGGACUUGCUGGUCAAAGAGGGGAAACGGGUCAACCGGGAAAUCCAGGACCUCCAGGGGAGAGGGGUCUGCAAGGCUUCAUAGGAAAAGCAGGAAACCCAGGGACAGCCGGUAAUCCCGGGACACCUGGACCACCGGGUAAUGCAGGUCCCCCGGGGCCUAAAGGUGAUAAAGGUGAGGUUGCUGUAGGAGUACCAGGACAGAGAGGAGAGAGAGGAGACCCUGGGCCUCGGGGAGAAGAGGGACGAGCUGGGGUGGAUGGAGAGAGAGGACCUCCGGGAUUUGUAGGUGGCAAAGGAGCCAGAGGAGAAAAGGGUGAAGCAGGACCUCAAGGAGAGAAAGGAGAGAAGGGUGAAACUCUGUUGGUGGGGGGGCCUACUGGGGAAAAGGGAAAUAAAGGCGAAACGGGAGAACGAGGUGCGAAAGGAUUGCAAGGUGAAAAGGGCGUUAAAGGUCAAGAGGGACCACCAGGAGUACAGGGUCUGCGUGGAGAGGCAGGUGAAAGAGGGUCACCUGGGUUUCCAGGUGCUCGUGGACCAGGAGGACAAAAGGGAGAAGCUGGACUACCUGGAGUUCCAGGAGAACCUGGUACAUCUGGGAAAGAUGGCCUCCCUGGCAUGAGAGGAGAGAAGGGAGAGAUUGGAAUCAUCGGCAUGCGAGGACCUAAGGGAGACCGAGGAUCCAAAGGAGCGUGUGGACCAGAGGGACAAAAAGGAGAAAGAGGGGAUUCUGGAUUGCACGGCAGAUCAGGCUUACCUGGAAGAAAAGGAGAGCCGGGUGAUGUGGGAACUCCAGGAGCUACGGGAGUGCCAGGAAAAGAGGGACUCAUCGGACCCAAAGGUGACCGAGGAUUUGAUGGUCUAAUGGGACCAAAGGGAGAACAAGGAGAAAAGGGUGAACGGGGUCCUCCUGGCAUCCCUGGCCCCCCGGGUCCCCGUGGUGUUGAUGGUCCUCCAGGUCUGACAGGUGCUCAAGGACCUGCUGGAGUUAAAGGGCCUGAAGGGCUGCAGGGACAGAAGGGUGAACGAGGUCCUCCAGGCCUUGCUUCGGUUGGCCCUCGUGGCAUCCCAGGAAUCUCAGGAGAGAGAGGAGAACAGGGAGAAACCGGUCUCGAUGGAGCGAAAGGAGAGAAGGGAGAGCUGGGCAUGACGGAGGAGGAAAUCCGAGCGUAUGUUCGGUCUGAGAUGAGUCAGCACUGUGCCUGUGGAGGUAAGUGACCUUAAAGCACAACA
Tachysurus vachellii is the source of this 4439-nucleotide messenger RNA. RefSeq names its product collagen alpha-1(VII) chain-like. The transcript has 78 exons. Lineage: Eukaryota; Metazoa; Chordata; Actinopteri; Siluriformes; Bagridae. The record is from RefSeq and is a predicted model, not a curated record. Bases 894 to 4424 code for a protein of 1176 amino acids.